Messenger RNA from Pogonomyrmex barbatus (red harvester ant), 477 nucleotides. Its product is annotated as putative vacuolar protein sorting-associated protein 13F. The record is from RefSeq and is a predicted model, not a curated record. Lineage: Eukaryota; Metazoa; Arthropoda; Insecta; Hymenoptera; Formicidae.
AUGGUACAACAGCAACGGCUAGAUCAUAGAAGCGAUCUCGACAUGGCGCGGCUCUAUUACGCAGGUCGUGUACGCACUUUCGAGCAAGGUUUACGUGGUGUCGCAGGCGGGAUCAAUAAUCGCGCAAUUUGUCGCCAUAUUGGAAAAUAUUUCGAUACACCAUUAGCGGACGAAGGCAUAGAAGUCGCGAUUUACAGGCGACGUCGGAGGCGAAUCGGUUCCGGAAGAGAGUUAAAGCACGCGCGAUUGGCUGCGUAUGAAAUAAACAUGAACGCUCUCCAUCCACGUUAUUACUUCUCCCGGUAUCGUCCGGUAUUCGCCGAGUGCACCGGCUUACUACCCAUUAGCGGCGCUCUAAGCCAUUUAAUCGUACGGUACACCUGCCUUUCCGCGAAGUCUCUUAACGAUCCGCAGCAGCAGCAGCAGCAGCAGCAGCAGCAGCAGCAGGAGCAGCAACAGCACCAGCAGCAGCAGUAG